Messenger RNA from Etheostoma cragini (Arkansas darter), 5726 nucleotides. It is a transcript of the gene ddhd1a, whose product is annotated as DDHD domain containing 1a. Gene Ontology annotation, molecular function: metal ion binding; glycerophospholipase activity. The transcript is spliced from 14 exons. The record is from RefSeq and is a predicted model, not a curated record. Gene Ontology annotation, cellular component: cytoplasm. Bases 531 to 3212 code for a protein of 893 amino acids. NCBI's taxonomy places the organism in Eukaryota, Metazoa, Chordata, Actinopteri, Perciformes, Percidae.
UCUAUGCGUCAGCUGUCAAGCCAUACACAGCAUACUACAGUACUGUCUCGCAUGAUUUGUUUGGACAACGAAUGAAUCUGAAAUUCCACAGAGACCUGAACACACGACAAAGUAUGGUGACUGCAAUAUUACGCCUAUCAAGCUGGACUAAAGCGACUCCGUGACAGGAAAGUGGUUUUAGAAAGGUUUAUAUUAGUUAAGAAGAAUAGGAUAAAAGGGUUGAACAGGCUUUCCGGUUGCUAACGUACGUUGCAGACUAGCGGUAAUGCUAAUAAGCUAGCCUCGGAGUUCUAUAUCCAGCUUCAUUAGCCUAGCUGGUUAGCUAGCAAGCUAACAAGCCGAUGUAGCAAUAGCUGCGGAGUGUUUAAGGAAAGAUGGUGGGAGCUUGUCUGGAGGUCUUUAAUUUAGUUGAAAUGUUCAUUUUAACACUGACCAAUAUGACAUUGUGUGAAGUAAUAGUGAGAGCUCUGUUAAUGUGAAAGUGGCAGAUGAGGAGGUUACGUUAGUGAGGUUGGGUUGCUCAGGUAGUUAUGAGCAGUUUCAACAAUUUAACAUCUAACGUUACAUUUGGCUCUUCUGUGAGCACCGACUGUAAAGGCGCACCGGUCAGCGACGCUAUCAACAACAACAAUAACAACAAGGAGUGGGAUUUGGGGAGCGAUGUGUUUUCGUACUGUCACGAGAUGAGUCCCAUGGAUGACACGAUGCAGGCAGGGAUGUCCUCGGUCCAGUCGGGACUGGACGGACACCUGCCGCUUCUACACGCCGGACACCACAGCACACAGGACGGGUUGUUGUUUGACCUGGGUUCCCCGACCGCCUUCCUCGACAGCAGCUCUCUGGAGUACAGCGACAACGAUGGAAACAACGCGGGUCCGUUGUUCGAGAAGAGAAAGAGGUCGCGGUCCAACAGCUCCAGAAACCGCCUCAACGAGGUGGUCACUGAGCUCGGUGCCGAGGAGGUGCGGUGGUUUUACAAGGAAGACAAGAAAAAUUGGAAGGCCUUUGUCGGGCAUGAUUCACUUAAUAUUGAACGUAUGUUUCGGAAAUACUGUGAGCUGAACCCUGGUGCAGCAGGCUCCCAGGUCGGAGAGGAAGAGUGCGGUAAUACCGGCGCGGAGACUAGAGGACUGAACGGUGCAGUCCCGGUCGAGACGAGGACCAGCAGUGUGCACGGAGGCCCGGGGUCCCUGGACACAUCCACCGUGUCCUCGGAGGAGAGGGACCCUAACACAAUUGAAAUCAACGUUGAGCCAGUUUGUGUCCGAGGAGGGCUUUAUGAGGUGGAUAUUAAAGAGAAAGAAUGCAAUCCUGUUUACUGGAAGCAACAAGACCAUAUCCCAGUCAUGAGAGGCCAGUGGUUUAUUGAUGGCACCUGGCUCCCGUUAGAGGAAGAAGAAAGUGACCUCAUCGAACACGAGCACCUGAACCAUUUCUUCGGGCAGCAAAUGCAGGACACCUUCGAGACGGAUUUGGUGGUCCGGACCGUCGAUUGCAAAGAUGUUCUCUCCUACCUGCCCCCUUUCUACCUCCCUUUUCUGUUCAAAUGGAGUGGAUAUCAGACGAGUGCUAAAACUACAUGUCACAAGCGCAAACGCUGCCAAGCCAUCCACAGUCUGAAGCUGAGUCGGACCCAUGUGGAUUGGCACAGUGUGGAUGAGGUAUACCUCUACAGCGAUGCCACCACAUCCAAAAUUGCACGCACCGUCACCCAGAAACUGGGCUUCUCCAAAGCUUCCAGCAGUGGAACUCGGCUUCAUCGGGGUUUUGUUGAGGAGGCCUCACCUGAGGACAGAGCCCCUCAGACUACACACAUUGUCUUUGUGGUUCAUGGGAUCGGACAGAAGAUGGACCAGGGACGCAUUAUUAAAAACACUGGAAUGCUGAGGGAGGGAGUGAGGAAGAUGGAGGAGAAGCAUUUUUCGGAGCACAAUGACGAGCAUGUGGAGUUCUUGCCUGUCGAGUGGCGCUCCAAACUUGCUCUGGAUGGAGAUACAGUAGACUCAAUAACACCAGACAAAGUGAGGGGACUGAGAGAUCUACUCAACAGCAGUGCCAUGGACAUCAUGUACUACAACAGCCCCCUUUACCGGGAUGAGAUUACCAAGGGCCUAACACAGGAGCUAAACAGACUCUACACACUUUUCUGCUCCCGGAACCCUGAGUUUGAGGAGAGGGGAGGCAAAGUUUCCAUUGUGUCUCACUCCCUCGGCUGUGUCAUCACCUACGACAUCAUGACGGGAUGGGAUCCGGUGCGCUUCUGUCAGCAGGAGCAUCACGCUGUGGAGGCGGAGCUGGACCUACGCUGGAUGUCCUACGAGGAGAAGCACGUUUUAGAGCAGCUACAGCUCACAAGGAAUAGGUUACAAGAGCUGGAAAAUCAACUCCUCUCACUGGAGGCCUCAAAACCCCCGACACGCCCAGCCCUUAAAUUUAAGGUGGAAAACUUCUUCUGCAUGGGUUCUCCUCUGGCGGUGUUCUUGGCUCUGAGAGGGAUCCGUCCUGGUACCAGCUGCCAUCAGGACCACAUCCUGCCGACCUCCCUCUGCAGCAGGCUCUUCAAUGUCUUCCAUCCCACAGACCCUGUGGCCUACAGACUGGAGCCCCUCAUCCUCAAACAUUACAGCAACAUUGCACCUGUUCAGAUACACUGGUGUAGCGAAACUUGCCCCACACCCUAUGAGGAGGUCCGGCCUACCUUCCUGACCCCAGUCAAAGAACCGAUCUCGGACACUGAGAGCAUCCCCAGCCCGAGCACCUCUCCGGUGCUCGCCCGCAGGCACUAUGGAGAGUCCAUCACCAAUUUGGGCAAAGCCAGCAUACUGGGAGCGGCGAGCAUAGGGAAGGGCAUUGGCGGCAUCCUCUUCUCACGUUUCUCCCGCUCCAACAGCCAGCCCUCAGUGGCUUUAGGACUGGAGGUAGGGGCGAACACUGAGGAAGAGGAGCAGAAGCGGACAGAAAGCCAGUCAGCAUAUGGCCUCUCCACCCUGAUUCGGCCCACCUCACCCGUUACUGACACAUCAUUGGAGCUGGAGCGCCGCAUCGACUUUGAGCUCCGAGAGGGUCUGGUGGAAAGUCGCUAUUGGUCAGCUGUGACCUCACACACAGGUUACUGGUGCUCCCAUGACAUAGCUCUCUUCCUGUUGACCUUCAUAUACAAACAGAAGACGACACCCUCUGACCCAGCAGAAAAUACUCAAGAGCCAGACUGAAGCAGCAAAUUUGUCACAACACAUAGACACUUAAAUGGUGUCUUAUAACCCUGAAGGGGGUAGGUCACCUUUUUGACAAGACAAAAACAGAAACAUCAUUCGUUUAUUUUUUUAUGCACACAAACUGCUGAAAUACAACAAAUCUUAUUUUUUUUUCCUAUAUCUCCCUGUGAUGCAUCUUAUUUAACACGUUGGAACCAAUCUUCACAAAAUGACUUAAUUCCAAGAUGUGCAUUUUUGUCUCUUUUUAUGUAGUUACACACAACUGUGCACUCUGAGGGUGACAUUGUUGGACUAGGAACCCCUAAGGAGGUGCAACCUUUUGCCAGUAUGGCCACAAGCUACAAAUAAACAUGGAACAAGAGUCUUAUGAGUUUGAUGCAACCAUUGGAAGAGAGUUCUAACUUCAUCCCCAAGUCUUCAACCUUAAACAGCUGCCGCCUGUUGAUAAAGUGUCCAUAUAUCUACAUCCAGCCUCGCUCCCGCAGACUCAUUCCAGAGCCUUGUGACACACCUGUCUGACCUUUGUUUCAUGGAGAAGAGAACAUUUUAAUUUAACCUUUAAAAUAAAUCUUCAGCUACCACAAAUAAAAAAAAACAUAAUACUAACAAGCAAAUGCAAUGCCUCUCUUAAUUAGCCAAAUAAUAUUACCCAUGCAAAAUAGUUCUGAUUAGUUUUUCCAAACAAAAAUGUUGGGCAUUAUCCCUUUAAUAAUGUUUUGGAAGUUUGAGGAAACUCAUAACAAACAUAUUUAUAUAGUUUUUCUUUCUCUGUGAUUUUUUAAUUUUUUUCAUGUUUGCCUCUUUUUAACAUUGUCUGACUCUUGAAAUAGAUAUGCACCAAAUAAAACCGGAACAAAGCGCCACUUUUAUAUUGUAACAACUUAAACCGAAUGUCCUUUUGGGUUUCGUUUUAUGCAAAGUUCAAUUUUUGUUAAAGUACGAGGCACAAAUUGUCUCUUAACACCAAAAACAGUUACAGUUGAAUGUCCUGCAAGACAUCAAUCGUUCCCAUGUGACAUUUACUGUAUAUGCAGAGGUUUACAACCACAUGAGGCUUUUAUCAAGACAUGCAUGUCUUCGCUCUGAAACGAGGGCUGGACAUGAAGAGUUAUUUUCUUACACCCGGUCAAUUAUUUUUAAAUCUCUUUGUCAUAUCAUUUACAAGACAAGGUCUCACCCAAAACUAUAAUUCAAACUAAUGCUUCUAUAUUAAGUAACGGUUAUGAAGAGAAUUUUCUCUGCUGUAUCUUUUUAUAUUUAGAUGAAAUCAGUGGAACUGGAUGUAUUUUUUCCUAAAUAAGAAAUGUUUUUCCUAGUGAUAUCAUCUCUGGGAAAAUUUAAUUCAAACGUGCAGCCAAAUAACAUUUAUGUGUCUAACUUAAUAGCUGCGUGGCAUUAGUCAUUCUAAGGCAUACUCCACGGAAAAGUAAUUGGGGUAAGAAAUAGCUCCUUUUAUUAUUUUGUGAUACAUCACAAUCAAAAUUGUAUCUUGCCUUUUCUUGUGAACAUUUCACACUUUCCUCUUUUGAGCAAUGGAAAUCUCAGCCUUUGUUUUUAUUUGUGUGAAAGGUUUUCUUAAUUUAGAAAAAAAGGUGUAUUUCUCAGCCACCAGGUGUGUCGUUGCCUAAUUGAUACUACUCAUAAAUUUACUCCAAAAAGAAAAGAAUGUGGACAACUGUAGACAGCAAAUCAAUGUUUUCUAAACAUUUUUUGCUUAUCAUGGCUCAUGCCUUAGGUUUGUCAGAGCAGUUCUAAAAAAUACAUAAUAAAUAAAUAAUACUCCUGUAAUGACGCAUCGUGCGUCGGUGGAUUGUCAUCCUUUUUAAAAACACGCCCAGUAAGGAUUAGGCAGAAGUUAGGAAACGUACUCACUUGGCACGCAGUGGUAUGAAUGAUAGAUGGAUGCUGGAGCAAGAAGACAUUGCAGAGAGUGCCAACACACAUCUAGGAAACUGCUUUGUGUUCUUCAUUGAACAGAAAAUCACUCAUGAUUGAUAAUGGACUUUUAAUGAAAUCAUAAGACUUUUGAAGGGGAUGAAGAAAUGGAAUUACCCUUAGAUUUAAGUUAGUCACGUGACAAACUUGAUCAAUUGUCAGUGUCAAAUUUUCUUUUUGUGUUCAACUUGUUCUAAUAUGGUAGUUAAAUGAGAGCUAUUUUUUUAAUUUGCUAUGGUGAAUUCUGGUGUUUUACUGCUCCUCUCAAUCAGGAGCUGUUGUUGACUGGUCCACCACAGAAUGGAAUCCAUUUAUUGGUAUUUAAUGUCUGUCAUAAAUGCAAAGGCCUACAGACUGAAACCAGGAUGCCUUUUAGAUGACCAGAUAUGUGACCAGGGAGAAGUAUGGAAACAGGGGCAAAUACAGGAGAUUGAUAUGAAACAUUUUCUACAAUUGAUCCGUUGGAUCAUUUGACCAUUCAUUGACUAUGAAUUGCACAGAAAUGAUGUAGAAAACAGCCAAAUGUUCAUUACAUUUAUUUUUUUGCUCAGCAUGUGUUGCAAUGCAGCAGUAGAU